This is a messenger RNA of Liolophura sinensis, 5504 nucleotides long. RefSeq names its product nonsense-mediated mRNA decay factor SMG7-like. Gene Ontology annotation, cellular component: telomerase holoenzyme complex. Gene Ontology annotation, molecular function: protein binding; telomeric repeat DNA binding; telomerase RNA binding. The record is from RefSeq and is a predicted model, not a curated record. NCBI's taxonomy places the organism in Eukaryota, Metazoa, Mollusca, Polyplacophora, Chitonida, Chitonidae. The transcript is spliced from 23 exons. Bases 71 to 3586 code for a protein of 1171 amino acids. Gene Ontology annotation, biological process: nuclear-transcribed mRNA catabolic process, nonsense-mediated decay.
AACAAAUAUGGCCGCCUAUGGAUGAGGCCAACGCCAAUCCUUGGGUGAAAAGUCGGCAAAUUCCCAUAAUAUGAGCACAGCCGCUCAGGUUUUACGACAAGCUGAGGCAUUGAAGGCUACAGUUUCAGACAACAGUAAAAAUGUAUCAGAAGUGUGUGUAUCGCGACAACGACUGGAAGAUCUCUACAAGAAAGUACUGCUCAUUGACCUGGAGUAUGCUCUGGACAAGAAAGUGGAACAAGAACUAUGGAAUCAUGCCUUUAAGAAUCAGAUCAACAUACUUCAGGCCCAGGCUAAAGACAAGCAGAACCCAAAGAGGACUGAAAUUCAAGCCACUUUGAACCUUUUUCUGGAGAUGGCAAGUGGGGUGUAUUUGCAGCUUUUGCAGCUGAUAUGCUCAACGUUUAAGCUUGACUUGCCUUUUAGAAGGAAGUCUUCAACAUAUGGGAUAAUGAAAGAAUGGAGUCCAUCAAAGAUGAAGAUCAACCCUCCAAAGAAGAGCUCCUGUCUAUACAUCUGUCAGUAUUGCCUAGUCCACCUGGGGGAUAUCGCCCGGUACAGACAACAGGUAGACCAGGCCCAGUCAUAUUACUGGCACGCUGCCCAUCUUAUCCCUGUCAAUGGCCAGCCCUACAACCAGCUGGCCAUUUUGGAGGUUGCCAGGGGUAACAAGCUGUCCACCAUAUUUUACUACAUCCGGAGUUUGUCUGUUCGUCACCCAUUCCCAGCAACAGCCACAAACCUCGAAAAAUUCUUCUCAAAGAUUUCCAGGGAAAGAACUGAGUUCAAGUCCAAGUUAUCCAUGACAGAGUUUUUGACAGCCUUUCUACAGUUCCAUGCUUUCAUCCAUCUGUGUGUGGAACUGACACGUGCUGCAGAGCUGUCUGAGAAGCUGCUGGUAAGCAUGCCCGCUCAUGUGACCUCACAGAGCUUCUCCUGGCAUGUCCUGGUACAGAUGCUGGCCAUCAACCUGUUUGCCAUGCACCACGUGACCCGACAGACUGACGGAUCCCCUGAUAAUAGCCCCAACAAGAAGGAUAUGUUGAGUGAAGACGAGGGAAGGUCGUUUGAAAUUGUCUUCAAUUUUACAGUGAACACUCUGGAAGUACUAGUCAUGUAUACCCCCAAACAAGAACAGAAGGCGAGAAAUUUCUUCACGAUGCCAGCAAUCCGGAUCAUCAUAGACUGGUUGAGGCUUGACAAAGAAAACUUCAGCAAACCUGUGUUAAAACAGUCCCCGGUGUGGCCUCACCUGGCUAAGCUGUUCAACAUCAUUCAGCCAGCAGCUGUGCCCAGUUUGAUAGACUCUCAGACCAACAACAAGAAGCCAGAUGCUGAAAUAGCUCUUCCUGAGGAUUUUGAGUUGAGGUCUUUCCAACCAAUAGAGAAGGCUCACAGCGGCCUGAGCUUCAGUCAGAGUGUCCUUGAAGACAGAUCGCCUGAGGUCAUGGCUACCAUUCGCUGUCAGCGAUUGGUCAAUCAUGGGAAAUGGAUCGCGGAACAGUUUCCUAGCCUGAACUUGCUGAAUGUAAAGGAGGAGAAGCCGGGGCGUGUCCACUUCAGCUCUGCCACGCCCAUGGUCAAGGUCGUACCAGUGAACACAGAGCAGAGUAACACCCCAGAGAGGAAGACCGUUCGCCAGAAUGUGGCUAUCCAGGCCAUCAUUCAAAAACAGAAAGGAAACGAAACCUCUCCCGAGAGAUCUCCAGCCAACGAAAGCUGUCAACAGACAAAGACCUCAAAAGAUGGUAAGAGUGAUGGACUAUCGCCUACAAAAUACCUUCUUGGGACGCCGAUGAAAGACCCGCAGUUCAUGAAAACUUCAGGGGGACACAGUUCUGGCACCUCCCAGCAGGCUACGUCUCCCUCCACAACAACCGCACGCGUGACUUUCCAGCUCCCGGCUCAGCAGUUAUCUCCCCAAUCACAGAAACAAUCUAUCGAAAAACCGCCAGGGCAGUCUGGGAAGGACAGUAAGCAGUACCAGUCCAGGCACAGUGACCUUAACAAGCCCCUGGGGGCGCAGUACCGCCAGAUGCAGCAUCAGCAGCAGAUGAAACAGCUCAAGAUGCAACAACAGCAGCAGCAGUUGCAGGCCCUGCAGCAGCAACAACAACAACAGCUGAAAAUGCAGGAGCAGCAACAACAGCAAAAGCAACAACAACAACAACAUCAGUCAAACAUGUCUGCCUGGCCAAGUCAGAACCAGACAGGCCCCCAACAGGGAAACUAUCAGUCUGAGGGCAUGUCAGGUCCCCAAGGCAACCCAAACAGUCUCACUAUGACUCAGAGACAGAUGCUGAUGCAAAAGCAGUUUGAGGCCCUUCAGAAAAUGGGUGCAUCGCCACAGGCGCCCCCCCCACCCGGGCAGAGUCUUCCACCAGACAGCCCCGCCUCCCAUGCUGCAAUGAUGGCAAGUCAGCAACAGCUGCUCAAUGCGAUGGCAACGCUUCAUCAACAACAACAGCAACAGCAGCAGCAGCAGCAACGCCAGCAACAACAGCAUCAGCAGCAGACCUCCCCACUUCUCCAGCAACAACCUCCUCCUCCUCAUCAGCAGCUUGGUCCACGGCAGAUUCACCCACGGCAACAGCACCCACAACUAGGGUCGCCCCAGUCGUCUCCGCAACAAGGGCACGCGCUACAGCGUGGGUCAGUUCCCCGCCAACAACAACAGCAGUCCUCGCAGGCAUCCUUCCCCGGGCACAUGUUUAUGCACCAGCGCUUCGCCUCGGCUCGCCAGCAGCACCCAUCCCUGCAGUUCAGGGGUCAGGGGUCGCAGGUUUUGCCGGGGCUGGGACCGUCACAGGGAACAGACAGACAGAUGCCCGGGAAGUUCACCCCGAAUGAUGUGAUGAACCCGGCCAUGUUCCUUAAAAACUACCCGACCAACUUCCCAUUCCCAUUCUCCCAAGCUGCUGGUCCCAUGGCUAAUCAACACUCGGCUAAUGUUGGCUCUCCGCAUCCUAUAGGAACCCCACCAGGGGGCGCUGGGCUCCAUGGUCCAGGUGAUGAGAGAGAAAUGAUGGCGGGCAUUGCUAAGCUUUCCGUACAGCACUCCAGAAACACUCCUCAGGGUCCUUCCCCCUCCAGACUAAACCACAUGGACGCCACCUCUGAUUCCAUGAUGUUAAACAAGUCAGACGGUCCUCAGGUUACAGAUGGCCCUCGUAAUAUGUUCAAGGGAGAAGGAGGGGGAGACCUAGUAGGACCUGAGAACGCUCAGCAGGGGACUUAUUCGCUGUUCAGCAGUACGCCUUGGUCUGUGCAGAUAUCAUCGGCUGGAGACUCUAAAAGUUUAGGAUCCUCUCCAUUCUCGUCUCAGGCCAGCAGCAUGAGGAAUUCUCCUGACCCAUUGUCCGAACUCCUGCCAGGGGAGGCAACCCUGGGCUCUGGGUUUAACCUGGGACUUGGGUUUGGGACCGGUGAUAAUCACUGGGGUCUACAGGGACCUGGUCCUGACCACACCAGCCAGGUCAUGAACAGCAACAUGCAGGUCCAUUCACUAUGGUCCUCACCUGGCCCUUCACCGCUCCAGCGUCUGCUGGAACAACAGCGCCAACAUCGGCAAAAUGACCCACACUGAACUAUCACAGAAAUGUCCUUUUGAGGAUGAGGUCAGAGGUCACGGUUACUGCGGUGACAAACACCUGCAAUGAUCACACAUCAUUGAAUAAUCAUCGUAAGACGAGUUUCAGAAGCCAAGUCGAUGUGAUAUCUAAUACACAGCCAGUGAAUGGCAAGGAUCGUCAGCAACCCGGAAGCAAGAAAAAUCUGUCUUGUGCGUGAAAUGAUGUAUUAACUGCCAUUUUAGAUUCCUUGAAUAGUAGAAAGGAACCAGAUAUACCCAUGUGGUGAGAUGAUAGAAAAAAAAAAGCUGAAAUGAGUGCGAAGAGCGCCCCCUUGGUUCUGUCUGACAAGGGGGAAAACUCUUUUCAUAAACUGGGAUGUACAGGGAUUAUGACAAGAGCUAUAUCUGUUCAUUGAGGAAUUGGUGAUGGUGUUGAUAGGUCAGUAUAAACUAUCCUUAUUUUUUAAGCCACCAGCUACCUGGAGCAGGUCGCAGUAUGGCCUGAUGGUUCAUGUAUAAAGGUACUUAUGUCAUUCUAAGAGACAACUUUUCAGCGAAUUCAGUCGUGCAAGUAUUGGAAGAUUUGCACAUCACAACCAGAUGCUGACUCGACAAAUUACCUGUGAAUUGUUUUGACACUGUACACUGUUAUGACUGUACAUUUGGCAGAUCAUACAACUGUACCUGUGGUUUCAUUGGAGAAAGCUGCAGGAAAUGGGAUUAUAUUAAAAGAAGGAGAUGUUGUUGUUAGGUGGAGCAGAAAGUAUGCGCAGUUCGCCAGGUGUGACUAGGGCUUAGAAAUGGAUUUUCUCUCCAUUUUUCUACUUUACUUGUGUAUGUAAUGCACACCGGUGGGUGGAAUCAAAGAAAGUGUCAUGGGGAGUUCAGAAGGAUAUCCAGCUUUACUCUAUCUUUUUGCUUUUUGUUUUAAAAUUUUUUUCUUCAUAUAGGUACACAAGCACUUCACUAGCAGCCUGAUUAUUCAUGCAGAUGUCAUUUUUUUAUGCUGAAGGAACUUAAGAAAAAGAGAGACUGUUUUGGGCACCUGAAUAGGACAGUCAACCUGUUUUGAACUCGUGGAUUAGGCUUUGUACCUGUUGUGGACACCUGGAUAAGGCACUGUACCUCUUUUAGAUACAUGGAUUAGGCACUGUACUUUUUUCUGACUUCUGGAAGUGGUUGAAAGGUUGGUGUAUGUUAUUAUUAUUGUGUGAAAAAUGAGCAUAUUACACAGGAGUACAAGGUGUGUCGUGGCUAUUAAAGGCUUGAUUAUAGGAAGCCAAAUGAAAAUGAAGGCCAGCACCUAUAAUGAUGGCAUUAUCAAAUGUUAAGAUGAAUGCAAAAAGUAAUAUGUGAAAAUGUGUAACAUAACUGAAAUUGUAAACAAUACAUAAAGGUUGAACUUGGACAGUUGUGCUGACUGGAUUCAAAAUUGUUGUCAGUUUGCUUGUGAUAACUUCAUGGGGAAAAAAGGGAGACAAUUUUAUCAGUGCUGUAUGUUGGGAUGUUGUUUAGCAAUUUUAUGAUAAUAUGUAGAGUAUUGUUUAUCAGAAUUCAUGAGUGGAAAGAAAAGACAGCAAGACCACCAACUUAUUCAUGUGUCCAUGUAUUUUGGCAUGUACCUUGACAUGGUUAUCUCCCCUCCUCCAGGAACGUCAUUCUCCAUUGGUACAGUGGGAUCUGUAGUACGAGUCAAGAAAUAUUAUAUAUGAAUAAAUUAUAUAUAAAUUUUACUGUGAGCACAGUUGAACUGUAUACUCUUCAAGUUGCACCUUACAAGCCAUAAGUGUUUUGUAAGACAUGCUACAGUGAAAAGAUUCUGACCAUUUUACAUGCACUGUGAAGUCAUUUUGCAUGACUUGACAGCAUGAGCUGUCUCCCCUGAGUGAGAAAGGCGAAUGAGAACAGCUUUUAAUAGGCCAAAAAAAAAAAA